AUGUCAGAACCACCACAAAAGAAGAUCUUGAAGGUCUUUGAUCAAGAUGGUCUUUACAAAACAAUGGUGGUAGAACCAAAGACAACUGCUGGUGAAGUCUGUGAAAAACUAGGAAAGAAAUUAUUUAUGAAAGAUGGUGAAAUGGAAUUAUUCAAUCUAUUUGUAAUUGAAGGUGGAGUUAAACAAUCAUUAAAGAUGACAGAUUUUCCAUUUGAUACAAUUUUGAAAUUCGAAAAGAAAGAGUAUAAAUUCUACUUUUUGAAUAUAAAAGGUGAAUUUAUGAGUUUCCAAGAGCGUGUUGCAUCAAGUUUGACAGCGGCUGCCACUGGAAAACCGGCUGGGGGAGCAACUUCACCAUCGCUCACUGGAAAUGCUCCACCCUCUGGAUCACCAGCUGGUGCUUCACCAAAGAUGAGUGCAUCAUCGAUCAAACCGGGUCGUGGAAUGUCAGGCUACUUGCUCCGAAAGAAAGCAGGAAAGUUCUUCAAAGUGUGGUGUGUUGCCAAUCAAACGACACUCUGCUUCUACGCCAGCGAAGAAGACAAGGAGCCACAGAUGGAGCUGGUCUUGGAGAAUGCCAUCAUCGAGUUGAAGGCAAACGAGCAAGGUGCGCACAUCCUGCUCACGCUGUCCAACUCUGAGCGACAUACACUGAUGGCUGAGAAUCAAGGUGAUUUGCAAGCUUGGGCAACUGAACUGGCGGCAACCGCUGCCUAUUCCACUGUUACUCAACGCGCUGUCGCCACGCCAUCUAUGGCAUUCGUUCCAACCACCAAAGAUCUUGGACAUAUCAAACUACAAGGCAAACUCGAGAAUAUAGAUACACAAUCGACAGUUUUGAAUCGUUGGACUGAAUAUCUGGUGGCGCGACGUGUUGGAGUGGCGCAUUCUAGCGAUAUUAGCAAUUGCUACAGUGAUGGAUGUGUUCUUAUCAACGUAGUCGACGCGCUGUUUGAGCGUCAAGUUAAAUUUAGAAAAGGAAAAUCUGUUUAUGAAAUGCAGCACAAUAUCGAGAAUGUUUUGGAGAUGUUAAAAUCGUUGGGCGCCGACUAUGGAAAGCUGCUUGCAACCGAUAUCGUAGAUUGCAAGGUCCCAAGAGUCAUUCUCAGAUUGCUCUACUCUAUUUUCAUUGCAUUCGUGACAAACGGAGAGAAAGAAUACGCAGCAAAAGAUAAGCUUAUCGGAUGGUGUGGAAGAAAGACAUUGGAAGUCAACAAAUCAAUCAUUGUCGAUUCACCAACAGCAUUGUUCAACCCAUUGGCGUUCGCUGCAUUAAUAGCACGUCAUAACCCAAAUAUCAUUGACAUGGAUAGUCUUUCAAGAAAAUCAAAGGUUGAUCAAGCUCAAGUUGUAUUGGAUGUUGCUUAUGAACAUCUAAAGAUUCCAAAGAUUCUUACCGCCAAUUGUUGGAGUGAAGAUCAUGCAGAUGAACGUUCAUUUUUAGUAUAUUUAUCAUUCUAUUAUUUCUAUCUUGGAGGUGAUUCGUCGAACAAGUCACAACUAUUGUCGAGAUGUUUGGAAGAGCAGCAGGCAGUCGAGUCAGAGUCUAUCGUAUCUGCAAGAGAUAAACAAUUGAAAGCAAUGGUUGAGAAGGACGAAGAAAAUAGAGCUAGUCCACAAACUAAACCAAUUUCUACUCCAUCACCACAGCCAGUUGCUUCAAAACCACCUGCAAGCAAGCCAAUGGCCAAGCCAAUUGCCAAGCCAAUGGCUACUGCUACUUCUGCACCCUCUGAGAAUGGUGUCACUGCUAAACCAAUGGCUAAACCAAUGGCUAGGCCAAUGGCCAAACCAAUUGCCAAACCAAUGGCUACUGCACCCUCUGAGAAUGGUGUCACUGCUAAGCCAUCGCCUGUUCCAAGAACUAAGCCAGCUCCAGUACCAAGAUCACCUGCCUUGCAAGAGGAGAAGGAUAAACAAGAGAAGCAGGAUUCCGAGAAGCAAGCAAGGGAGAAAGCUAGAAAGGAGGCAGAGGAGAAAGCAGAUAGACUUGCAAGACAACUCGAGUUGGAGAUGUUGGAGAAUGAAAUGGACGAUACCAAUGAAUUGCUUGCUGAGCAAAGAAGAAUUGAACAAGAGGAUGCUGCAGAGAUGGCUGAACUUGAGGAGCUUGAGCGUCUUCAACGUGAGGAGUUCGAGCGUGAAGAAGCUGCCAAGAGAUUCCAACAACACUUUGAUCAACAACGUCAAGAUCGUGAGAGAGAGGAGAAACAAAGAUUGGAAAGAGAAAAAGAAAAAGAAAAAGAGAGAGAAAGAGCAAAAGAACAAGAAAGAGCAAGAGAACAGGAAAGAGAAAAAGAAAAAGAAAGAGAAAGAGAACAAGAGAGAGCAAGAGAGAAGCGUAGAAUACAAGAAGAGGAAGAGAGUCAGAAGGAUCAAACUCAUCAGGAUAUAUUGGAUACUUUAGCCGGUAUCGACGAUGAAUUGGAUCAAAUUUUGAGAAGAGAACAAGAGGAAAGCAAGCGUUUCAUCGAGAUGAUGGAGAAACAAACGGGAAUGAGCAUUAGCAAUGACAUUAAAUUUGAAGAUUCCGCACAUGACAGCAAUCAACAAAAUAGUAAACCUCAAUAUGAAGAUGAACCACCUGCUCUAGGAUCGGUACCACCAACUCGUAAGGAAUCGACCAACAAACAACUGAAUGAACGUGCCUCCAUUAUCAAUGUAUUCGACAAACUCGAUGAAGAGCUAUCGCACUCGAGAAACAAUAGUAUUUCACAACCAACAAGACAACAGCAACCACAACAACAGCAACAAUAUUCCAAUCCAUCUUCAAAGAGUGGAAGUGUAUCGUCUCCACCAACGACACCACGUGUUACCGAGAGCGAUAAUACAACCGUCCAAAAAACAUCUGUAUCAGAAACAACACCACCAUCACAACAAAACUUUACACAACCACCAUCUAGUGCACCACCACAACCAAAUCAACAACAGCAACAACAACAACAAGAAGCACCACCAGACAAUCGUGGUAAAGUGGUUGUUAGAAUUUGUUUGGAAGGUUUUGGUGAUGUAUUGUUUUGUUCGUUUGCCAUUGGAUAUGAUACACUUUGUGGAAAGGUGCGUCAGAUGGUUUGUAAGAAGAUGAAGGUAGCCAUGGAGUUUGAACAAGAGUAUUGUCUGUAUAUUGUUCGUGACGGAUUGGAGCGUGUUUUGGACGAUGAUGAAAUCCUCUUGGAAGCAGAGGACAAGAUUGACAGAUUCGUAUUUAAAUUAUCAGAUAACUUUGACAGAAAAUCAAUUAUAUCAAAUCAUAGAGGUUAA
This is a messenger RNA of Heterostelium album PN500, 3261 nucleotides long. RefSeq names its product pleckstrin domain-containing protein. Gene Ontology annotation, biological process: signal transduction. The record is from RefSeq and is a predicted model, not a curated record. The transcript has 3 exons. Gene Ontology annotation, molecular function: protein binding. The coding region runs from base 1 to 3261 and encodes 1086 amino acids. NCBI's taxonomy places the organism in Eukaryota, Evosea, Eumycetozoa, Acytosteliales, Acytosteliaceae.